UUGAAGUAUUUUUCACCCCUACGCUUCAGACGCCUAAACUAUCUAGUCGGCGUGUCGGAUUAAUAUAUCAGAGAAACUGUUUCGCGCCGCGUUUCGAACGUCGUUAGUAUUUCGUGGAACGAACAACGAGCGCGUCGCAAGAAUCGCAUCGAUAUAUCGAACGUGGCUCGCGUCGCAGUUCAAGCAGCUGUCGUGCGUGUGUGUGGUUGUAGCUUUUGCUGUAACUUUGUUAGCGGUGUUGUGUGUAUCAAGUUGGUGGUGGUGGUGUGAUGAGUUUAGCCUGUGACGAAACAUUGAGCCGUGAUAAAUAUACGGCCAUGUCGAGAUCAGUGCCGGAAGGGUGGCUGGAGUACAAGGCACUGGGUGAUGUUAUCAAGGGAACGAAAAUAGUCGCAUUCAAAGUACCUCUGAAGGAGACGGUGACGAACAACCUAGAGCCAGAUCAGCGAUUCACGCCAAAAAUGUUGCUGGAAGCGAUACCGAGGAUGAAGUACGUGAUAGACCUCACCAACACUCACCGUUACUACGAUCAAAGGGAGCUCACCGAUGCUGGUCUAAAGUAUUUAAAAAUCAUGGUUCCUGGAAGACUCAUUCCACCUAUCGAGCUUGUCAAGAGAUUCUUCAAGGCGGUGGAGGACUUCACGGCCAACAGUGAGGCGGACGAACUUAUAGGCGUCCACUGCACUCACGGGGUCAACCGCACCGGAUACUUCAUAUGCAGGUACCUCAUACAGCAGCUAGGAUGGGAGAAUCAGGCAGCUAUGACGGCCUUUCAGGAAGCUAGAGGACAUCCCGUUGAACGCGAUAUCUACAUUAAUGACCUGAAGACUAUACCGAAGGGUAAAAAGUUGGACACCAAAGAAAUCAAUUUGGAGAGUUCGAGCAUGCCGGUCAGGGGGCACAAGCGGAUUCCAAAGAGGGUAAAUCCAAUGGGCCCGAUGGGCCCGCCGGGACCGCCGGGCUUCCACCCGCCUCGAAGAGGAUUUCCAAACGGACGACCGUUUCCACCACCGCACCUGGACCACUUUGGCUACGGACCUCCGGCCUUCAACCCUCCCAUGCCACUGAGGCCACCGAGGCCACCAAGGCCCCUGAGGCCCCCGAUGUCGCCGGUCCCGCCGAGACCUCCGAUGCCCCCGCCCCUUGGGGUCUCCUACGGCCCUCGACCCCUGAGGUACGGUCCACCACCAGGCCGCGGAUUUCCCAGCCUCGGAUUCCCACCUCGAAUGCCGCACGGUCCUCCGAGGAUGCCGAUGCCCCCUUGUCCCCCGCGGUUACCAGGCCCUCCUGGCCCCCUCGGGCCCCCAGGACCGAUGGGUCCGCUGCCAGGUCCCAUGGGUCCCCCGGGUCCGGGGCCAAGGCUGUCGCAGCGUGGCCCACCCCAGGAAAUGCCGCCGAUGAUGAAGGGGCUGUACCAGUACCAGCAGCAGCAUAAGAAGAAGCAGCUGAUGCGGAAUGGAAACGGAGUGCGGAACGGGCAGACAGUGAAGAGGAAGAAACCGGCCGAGAUGGCCAUUCACGUCCCGAGACUUCACGGGGAGCAGGACUUCACUGUUGAUACUUUCGAGGAGAACUUGACGACCGCCGUCGUGUCCCUAGUUCCAACGGUCCCCGCCACCCUGGCGACGGGGGGACCCAAACGGCGGAACAAAGGGAGGUUCAACAACCGCGCCAAUCGCGGCAAGUGACGACGACGACGUGCCGAUUAGCAGAAAAACCGGACAAUUUUUAAGAACUUCUCAUUGUCACAUAGUCGUUUGUGGAUAAUGGAUACGACAGGAAUCAGAUUGGAUAUACAUAAUGACGUUGUUGUGUAAUUUUGUGUUUUGUAUGUAUGUGGAUGAUGAUAAAAUGGAAAAAGGAAAUGGAACUAUUUCUCAAGCACCGAAAGAGACGACGCACGGCUGAUUAUGAGGCUUCUGAUGUUUGACAGCUGUAACAACGAGAUGAAAAAUGAAUAUUAUCAAGAUGGGGAACAACGAGAAGGAGAAUAACAUCAAUAAUGACUUAAGAAACCAGAUAUUCAAUCUACCACCCAUCCUCGUUAGUAAUAUUUGUUUACAUUUAUUAUACAUAUUUGAUAACGUGCCCGCGAUGCACACGCCACGCCGCGUUACAGGUUUGCGCCUCUGUCUGGUUGAAAAAAAAAAAAAAACCAACCGUGGAUGCAACUAUUGCGUCUUUGCCAGUGAUAUGUGUUUCUCGGUAUACGCCAGUGUAACAAUCGUCGUCAAGUGAUUUAAUAAAUGAAUAAACAGAUGCGUCAAACUGACAAAAUAGUAAGUUCAUUAAAAAAAAAAAACAAAAAAAAAAAAAACUGACAAACGUAUCUACAGUUAAAUUUAAGCGCACGAGUUUCUUCGAUGCGAACUUUUGAUCUUUCUGCUUAACUACACCUGUUUUCUCGUGCCCGCGAUUAACGCGUCUCGAAUUUGCGUAACAAUCUACGUAUAUUUAAGAUUCCGUUUCGACCAUUUUCGUGAUGUGUCGAUAGGAAAGGUUUAGGGCCAAGAGUAAUCGAGAUAAGAGAUUUAUUAGGCGCAAGGCUCUCAAGGAUAUUGUCGUUUCUCUCUGUAUUUCUCUCUUCUGGAAUCUGUCCUUUAGAUUACUCUCUCUAUCUUCGCCUAUCUAUCUAUCCGUCUAUCUUUAUUCCAUCUAUCUUCCUAUUUCUCACAGUUGAUAUAAAUCAGCCGGAAUAAUUGACUGCAACAUGAUACUCGUUGUUCCAUUCUCGUACUGACUGCGUACGGAUCAUUGGAUUCGGUCUACGUGCGAUCAAUUAUUUAUUUAGCCAGACCACCGUCAAAAUGCAAGUUGCAAAGACUCGGUUAUGACACUUAUACUGAACAUGAAAAUUAUCGCAGUGAAUUAUGUACAAACUACGAUCGACCGUACAAUGGUACAAAUUUAAAUAUUUUAUAAAGAAGAAUAUACAAAAUUAAAAGAAAAAAAGAAUUAGAUAAUAGUGAUAAUAAAAAUUUAUAUUACCGUUUGAAGGUAGGAGAAAAAAAAUAAGUAUACAUAAAAAUCAUCAUUGUCAUUGUAGCGAUAAUAGAAUUGUUCGAGACGCAUUUAUUCGCGAUUAAAGUGAAAAAAAAAUAAAUAUGAUUGUUAGUAUAAUUGAAGUCGUAACUUUUAUUUCAUCGUUUUUUGAUUCUAUAUUAGAUAAAUUCAUUCUAUUUUUUAUUUUUAUUUUUUUUUUUUCAUUUUAUUUUCAAUUUUACUUCUACAGUCUAGUCUUUAUUACUUUAAUUUUACCUUUAUUACCGUAGCGUGUCUGCAAUACUGUUGUAAAAACCUACUGCUGCGUCACCAACGGAAUAUUUCCCAACUAUAUUACACCUAUUAUACUUAUAUUACAAUAAUAAUUAUUCUAUAAUAAACGUUUAAAACCUAA
This is a messenger RNA of Diprion similis, 3397 nucleotides long. RefSeq names its product probable tyrosine-protein phosphatase F54C8.4. The transcript is spliced from 10 exons. Gene Ontology annotation, molecular function: polynucleotide 5'-phosphatase activity; protein tyrosine/serine/threonine phosphatase activity. Gene Ontology annotation, biological process: protein dephosphorylation. Bases 270 to 1688 code for a protein of 472 amino acids. Lineage: Eukaryota; Metazoa; Arthropoda; Insecta; Hymenoptera; Diprionidae. The record is from RefSeq and is a predicted model, not a curated record.